CAUUCGCUAUAUCGUACGCUCAGUCUGCUAUCAGCUCUCGGGCCGGCUAGUCCCCAAGACUUGUACAUAUGUGCAUACUUAUUAUAUAUUAGUAAAAUAGACAACGCUUUAACAUCGACUAAGACGAAAAACUAAUUUUUUUUUUGUUUUAAUUUCGUUUAUUUUACUUCUUUUGAGUUUUAAGAAAAACUUCAUUCGUCGGGAAAAUACGGUCUCAUAGCUAACAAUAAAAAUGUCUUCGAGUGUCGAAGUAAUUACAACGAAAAUUUUCGAGGGUCAAAAACCGGGGACUUCCGGACUUCGUAAAGCUGUAAAAGUAUUUCAACAAGAGCAUUAUACCGAAAAUUUUAUACAAUCGAUAUUCGAAGCUGUCGGGGAUCAGUUGAACGGCUGCACUCUCGUUGUUGGUGGUGACGGACGCUAUUACGUCAAGGAUGUCGUACAGAAAAUCAUUCGCAUGGCUGCUGCCAAUGGGGUGAGCAAGCUCAUAGUUGGACAGAAUGGAAUAUUCUCAACGCCAGCUGUUUCCACAAUAAUAAGAAAAUACAAAACCCUUGGUGGAAUAGUUUUAACAGCCUCGCACAAUCCUGGUGGACCCAAUGCCGAUUUUGGAAUAAAAUUCAACUGUGACAACGGUGGUCCAGCUCCGGAUCACGUGACCAACAAAAUCUACGAUAUAACGACGUCAAUAAAGCAGUACAAAAUCGUCUCUGGUAUCAAUGUUGACAUUGGCAAGAUACAAACAAAUACAUUGAGCGUCGAUGGCAAAUCAUUCGUCGUCGAUGUCAUUGAUUCGGUCAACGACUACGUCUCCCUUAUGAAAGAAAUAUUUGAUUUUGAGAGCAUCAAAAAAUUGCUGCAAGGAACUAACGAGAGACCGAAAUUCGAAAUUCUCAUCGAUGCUAUGAAUGGAGUUACCGGCCCCUACGUUAAUCGUAUUUUUGGCGUCGAACUCGGCGUUGACGGAAAGAGCCUCGUGCAUUCCACUCCUCUCGAAGAUUUCGGUGGCCUUCAUCCAGACCCCAAUCUCACUUACGCUGCCGAUCUUGUCAAUACCGUAAAAAAUGGUAUUUAUGAUCUUGGCGCUGCAUUCGAUGGUGAUGGGGAUAGAAACAUGAUCAUUGGAAAGAAAGCAUUCUUCGUGACCCCUUCGGAUUCACUGGCAGUUCUUGCCGAACAUCUCAGCGUUAUUCCCUAUUUUCAAAAGACAGGAGUCAAGGGAUUGGCAAGAUCGAUGCCAACGGGUGGUGCCGUUGAUAAAGUUGCAGCGAAGCUGAACAUCGAAUGUUUCGAAGUACCCACAGGCUGGAAAUAUUUUGGCAACUUAAUGGACGCCGGACGUCUUUCGUUAUGCGGUGAAGAAAGUUUUGGCACAGGCUCCGAUCACAUCCGAGAGAAAGACGGCAUUUGGGCGUGCUUGGCUUGGCUCAAUGUCGUGGCAAAAAUCGGCAAAUCUAUAGAAGAUAUAUUGAAGGAUCAUUGGAAUAAAUUUGGACGUACUUUUUUCACUCGUUACGACUACGAGAACUGCGAUUCUGAUAAAUCCAAUGAAAUGAUGAAGGAGCUCGAAACAGCGAUCACCGAUCCGUCCUUCGUCGGCAAAAAGUUUGGCGAAUACGAGGUCGAGAAAGCAGACAAUUACUCGUACAAGGACCCCAUUGACGGUAGCGUCGCUACCAAGCAGGGCCUCCGAAUACUUAUGAAAGGCGGUUCACGGGUUAUAUUUCGUUUGUCUGGUACUGGAAGUUCUGGUGCGACUAUUCGUCUUUACAUCGAGCGCAACGAGACGAAUCCCGAAAAUUUUGAAAAAGACGCACAAGUGGUUCUGAAGCCACUCGUUGAUGUAGCCCUGGAGUUGUCUUCCCUCAAGAAAUUUACAGGCCGCGACGCACCAACCGUUAUUACGUGAACUGUUCGCGUGAGAUAGAUCAUUUUUAUUUUUUUUUUUCACGUCUACGUUAAACGCACAAUUUUCUUAAGUGUUUUUUGGACAGACGCUUAGUCAGGAUCAAAUGUAGAUUUUAUAACCACGAAUAAUCUUAAAUGGAUAUUCGUCAUAUGUAUUUACAUUCAUUGUUAUAUAGAUAUACCUACGUACAGGAGAGCUAUCGAUAGUUGAGUAUUUUCAUUGCAGCUGUAUAGUUCUCGUAUGCUUCAAAGUAACGAACAAUGAUCCGUCGACCAUAAUUCAUCGACGAUUUUUUUCAAUUUCCGAAUUUUUUCGCAUAAAUCAUUAUCCAAUCGCCUAUUGCUCGUACAAAUAAUAAUUAUUUCUAUUAUUGACAUUGUGUAAGGAAAAUGUUUAUCCCGAUUGGAGCUGAAAGGAAUAUUUCAUUGGAAUAUAUGUAGUCUUUAAGUAGCCCAGUGUAGUAUCGUAAAGAUUGAGAUAAGAGAUGAAACUAUACCAAAAAUGGAUGUUAGGAAAACCGGGAAAAAAGUUCGUGGUAAUAACAGCAUUAAAAAAAAAACAAAUAAAUUAUAUUGAUAAACGAAUGAAAUAACUGAAUGGAAAUAGAAGUAAUUACCGCGACGAUGAUUAAGAAUAAUUGAGUUAAGGUACGAGCGUGUGUUAUUUAUGACGAAGAAUAUCGAUGAGAGACUAUAUUACGAGAAAUGAUGAGCGAGGAAUUUCUAUUCCGAAGCCAAAGAACGAUUAUUUUUUGUAUAUAAUGUAAAGGGUUGAAGAGAGGGAGAUUUAUUACUUGGGGACCUGAACCGAUAGCCGCACCCGUACAGUUCGAAUCUGAUUUUCGACGAUUCGACGUGGUCGUUUUUUUUCGAAAAUUGAAUGUCGUAACUGUCGCGUGGAAGCGAUGUCACAGACACCAGCGAUGACUGCCGAUCAUAAUUAUUAAAAAGAAAAAAAAACGAAGAAAUAAAAAUUAUUAAAUUCGUAAAUCUAUAUUUAUCGAUGUAUCGAAGAUAAAGGGUUGAAUGAGCGAAAGAGACAACGUGAAAAUGACACGAAAAGUCAGUAGGAAUAAACAGUUUUAUGCGCGUUCCUGAGAAUGAUAAUGAUGAUGUAUCGUUUUUUGUAAGUGUACUGUGAGCAAAUUUGAAAAUUGUACCGAAAAGAAAACGAUAAUUUGUCUCACUUCGCAUGAAUUAAUUCUAGAUUUUGCUGUAAAUUAUUAACGAAAUUGGUAUACUAUCCAGAAAUCUAUAAUCCCACUUGCACUAUCAUUGAUCUUUCUUUCAUUCGAUUACUCGUAAAUUCAAUGACUAUUGUAUAAUUUAUGUUUCGGAUGGUGACAAAAAUCGUCGUAUAUAUUCUCGCGAUAGAUCAUUGUUCGUACGAUAUUUCGAUAUGAACCAUCCCAGUAGUUUAUUGCGAAUAUUCUAAUAAUAAAUGUAUAAUAAUAAGAUUAAUUAACGUGUAGUGAAAACGAAAAUUCAAGUUGAAUAAAUAAACUUGUUUUACAGAUCUAA
Venturia canescens is the source of this 3429-nucleotide messenger RNA. RefSeq names its product phosphoglucose mutase 1 (gene Pgm1). The transcript is spliced from 6 exons. The record is from RefSeq and is a predicted model, not a curated record. Gene Ontology annotation, molecular function: magnesium ion binding; phosphoglucomutase activity. Gene Ontology annotation, cellular component: cytosol. The coding region runs from base 233 to 1909 and encodes 558 amino acids. NCBI's taxonomy places the organism in Eukaryota, Metazoa, Arthropoda, Insecta, Hymenoptera, Ichneumonidae. Gene Ontology annotation, biological process: carbohydrate metabolic process.